AUGAACUUCAAAGCGCUCCUCCCAAUUCUUUUCUGGCCUGUGGCCUCCAGUCACGAGCAUCAUGCCCGACGAGCUCAAUCUCAAGAUCCCAUUGCCGCCGAUACAGCCAGUAUAAACAACAUUCCCUUCAGCACACGUGCGUACUGGAUGCGCCGCGCAAAUGCCGCAUCAGCAGAACUCGCUUCCCCGUGCCCGUUCGCUGCUUUCGGCACCGUUAUCGUAAAUCACACGGAUAGUUCUAAAGGGGCAUUGGGGAAACUGGUGUGUAUUGGAAUUAACGAGAACGGGAGGGUGGGGAAUCCAGUAUUGCAUGGGGAGAUCGCGGCGAUAAACAACUGCUCUAGCAUUCUUACAAAUUCGGCGGGGUCGUAUAAUCUAACGGCCGGCGAGGCGCUGGACGCGUUUGCGAAGUUGAGCAUUUAUACGAAUGGGGAGAGUUGUCCGAUGUGCGCUUCCGCCAUCCGAUGGGCUGGCUUUCGCGAGUACAUCUACGGCACGAGCAUUGACACGAUUAUCGAGCAAGGUUGGGGCCAGAUCCGGAUCUCGUCGCUGGAGGUGUUUAGACGAUUGUUUGAUCUCUCGACCCAGUCGGGGCUGAUAGGGCCAAUUCUGGCGAAUGAGACGGAUCCGUUGUUUGCAUGGCAGUUUGAUCCGGCGGCGCCGUGCCCGGAGGGUUGUGCAAGGGGAAGGAUGGGAGUUUGUGAGAAUAGUUGAUCUGCUCUGAGAAAGCAGAGUACCAAACAUAUAAAUUUGGGCACAUUCUUGUAACUGUUUGGGGUACCCCGAUAGGCUUGGGAAACUCCAGAAAUGAUGUAAAGGUCAAACAGUGGGAAUUAGAGUACCUUUGAACUAACUAGAGAU
Molecule: messenger RNA, 861 nt
Organism: Mytilinidion resinicola
Lineage: Eukaryota; Fungi; Ascomycota; Dothideomycetes; Mytilinidiales; Mytilinidiaceae
Product: cytidine deaminase-like protein
Exons: 3
Coding region: 1-714 (237 amino acids)
Biological process (GO): purine nucleoside catabolic process
Molecular function (GO): guanosine deaminase activity
Source: RefSeq, a predicted model, not a curated record